Formica exsecta is the source of this 3389-nucleotide messenger RNA. Its product is annotated as protein bric-a-brac 1-like. Gene Ontology annotation, cellular component: nucleus. The transcript has 6 exons. Gene Ontology annotation, molecular function: DNA binding; protein binding. Lineage: Eukaryota; Metazoa; Arthropoda; Insecta; Hymenoptera; Formicidae. The record is from RefSeq and is a predicted model, not a curated record. Gene Ontology annotation, biological process: regulation of transcription by RNA polymerase II. The coding region runs from base 935 to 2995 and encodes 686 amino acids.
GACGCGCUCGUCACGGGGUGCAGAUCGUACGUCGCUUGUCGUUCCGACACCCUUCGUCGCGCGCAGCACGCGCCUCUCACGCGGACACCCGCGCCGUUACGUCGCACGGCGUUUAUCGCGAUCCGUAUUUGUAUUUGUAACGCGGAAUUCCGUCGCGGAAACGGCAACGUCGUCGUCGUCGUCGUUGCCGUCAUAGUCGCGUUUCGAGGUAAUCGGUGGUGGGUGGUUGAUGGUGAAAUCUGACUUUUCUCUCGGACGAAAAAAAAGAACGAUAGACCUUUCGAGACUGAGAUAGGUGGUGAGGUAGAAACUGGGGUAAAAAGGAGGAGGCAGAGAAUAAAGAUAAAGUGCGUCGCGUGGUGCGUUGGAGCAGGGAAGUGAGUCCCUGUCCUCUGAUCCCUCGGGAAACUUCUAUUGCGUAUAAUGCUUUGUUGGGGGAGGCAAGGUGGACUCUAAUUCUUUUAGUGGGAGUGGAGUAAAGAGUAUUCGAGUACGGAGCCACGUUUCGGAGUUAGGCUAAAAGAUGCUCGACCGCGACGUCCCAACGGGACGAUGACGCCCGCGUCGGUUUGCGUCUGACAGAUCCGCGCACGUUGCCACGAGGCGCGCGGAUAAAGCUGCUCUCACUCCCCGCGUCCCUUCACGCGGAUACAUCUGGAGGUUCACGUGUGGCUGUGCAUGUGUGUGUUGCAGAUGCGGCCUUGUUACUGAUCCGAUCAGGCCGAACGUCAUCGACAACGAGAAUCCGAGACGAGACGCACCACGAGGUGAUUGGAGAAAGAUAAACAAAGAGAAGAAGAGGAACAGGUUGAAGAGAAAGCGUAGGAGGAAGCGUGCGGUGCAAUAGAAAAGUAGAAGAAGGAGGAGGAGAUACUCUCUCUUUCUCCCUCUUUCUUGUGGAACAAGACAAGCGGAAGCCACAUCACGCCCGAUCAUGACGCAGCAAAGCGGUGCUGGGUCACCCCAGCAAUUUUGUUUGCGCUGGAACAACUAUCAGACUAACCUAACCAACGUCUUCGAUCAGCUCUUACAGAGCGAAAGCUUUGUGGACGUGACCUUAGCCUGCGACGGUCACAGCGUCAAGGCUCACAAGAUGGUCUUGUCAGCCUGCAGCCCAUACUUUCAAGCACUCUUCUUCGACAAUCCCUGCCAACACCCGAUCGUCAUCAUGAAGGACAUCAAAUGGCCAGAACUCAAGGCUGCGGUCGAGUUCAUGUACAAGGGCGAGAUCAACGUCUCCCAGGAACAGAUCGGGCCGCUGCUCAAGGUCGCGGAGAGUCUCAAGAUUCGCGGCCUCGCGGACGUCAAUAGCGAACAGGAACUAACGUCCAGACCGACUCUGGAGGAGGUCGCGACCGCGGCGAUGCAGCGAAAGAAACGCCGCCGAAUGUCCGGCGAGCGUUCCCCGUCCAGCAACAGUCCGGAACGCAUCGGUUCCGGCAGCAUUGCCGACGACCAGGACGUGAUCGCCGGCAACAUUGUCGUACCCGAGAUCCAUAAUAUGGUGCCGCCGACCGCCAGCUCGACACCUAGGUCCCUAGGCUCGCCUAGUACGCCCAGUAUGCCUAGCAUCUCCGUCACGCCGCAGAUCAACCUGCAGGAGCUUCCUGUCUCGCUGCCCUUACCACCACCCCCGCCGCCGCCGCCGCAGGGACAGCAGAGUUCGCACCCCCUGUCGACCCACCACGUGUCCGGCCACGUGACUUCCGGUCCGCACGCGCCCGUCAACCACCUGGGCAGCCACGGUCAGCAACUCAGCGUGCAACAGCAGCAGCAACAGCAGCAGCAACAACAGCAACAGCAGCAGCAACAUGCGCUGAACGCCGGCGGUCAGGCUGUCAGCGCCGACGAUCUCGAGAUCAAGCCCGGCAUCGCGGAGAUGAUUCGGGAGGAGGAAAGGGCCAAGUUGUUGGAGUCGUCCCACGCUUGGCUCGGCGCCUCCACCUCCAGUAUAGCAGCAGACAGCUACCAGUACCAGCUCCAAUCCAUGUGGCAAAAGUGCUGGAACACCAACCAGAGCCUGGUGCACAAUCUGCGCUUCCGGGAACGCGGACCCCUCAAGUCCUGGCGGCCGGAGACCAUGGCGGAGGCGAUCUUCAGCGUCCUCAAGGAAGGGCUUUCCCUCAGCCAAGCGGCAAGAAAAUACGACAUCCCCUAUCCGACGUUCGUCCUGUACGCGAAUCGAGUGCACAACAUGCUGGGUCCUAGCGCCGACGGCGGGGCCGAUUUGCGUCCGAAGGGAAGAGGAAGACCGCAGAGGAUUCUGCUGGGCGUCUGGCCGGACGAGCACAUCCGCGGUGUGAUUCGCGCGGUGGUAUUCCGUGACGGGCACUCGCCCCAUAUCGUCAAAGAGGAGCCGACCACGAUAUACCCUACCCUGGCGAAUUACGCGGCCUGCAAUGGUCCGGAAGGCGCGGUCAGCCCGGGUGCGGCGGCCGCGGCCGCGGUCGCGGCGGUCGCUCAAGGUCUGCGACAUCAGAUGUGCAGUAUGGUGGCAGCAGCGCACUCGCAGCAACACGACAUGAUGGCGACCAAUUUGUCGACGAAUUUGUCGACAAGCUUGUCCUCCAGUCUGUCGUCAAACUUACAGGCAGCGAUGCAAGCUAGCCAGCACCACAAUAACAAUAAUACAAGUGGCAGUAACGCGGGCCUCGGCGGCAAUAGCGCCGGUGUCGGCAACAACGGCAAUUCCCCAUUGAACCUCGGUCUAGCGAGCCCGGGCUCGGGCGGCCCGCCCGAGAGCCCGAUGGAGAGUCCCCUGGCAAGUCCGUUGGGUCCGCUGAUGGAUCCGGCGGGUCACAUACCCAGCAGCGUGGAAGUCGGCAUCGGCGUGAGCGGCAUGACGUACAAGCCGGCGCGAAGCUUCGUCAGUCCGCGCCCGGAGAAUCUCUUCCAAGAGGACAUCGCCGAUCUGGUGAAGAGUCCCCACGGUCUCAAGGACAAGGACAAGAUCCCGGUGAAGCUCGAGCCGCUCACGGACUCGCGCUGUGAAUAGUAAGCCAUCGCUACGGUGGCUGGGAGGAGACGAGGAGCGGAAACGACGACGUCUCACCGCUGCAGGAUCGCCGGCCGAGGAAAGACGAGGAGCGUCGAUGACACCCUCAGGAGGACCUCUCUCUCUUCGAAGCCGUUAACGGCCAAGGCCGUAGAUGAUGCGGAUCAGUAGGUGCUGAGAGUCACUUUGACGCUUCUCGCGAAGAAUCGAGCUUCGUCUCAUUCUUGACUUUGCGGCACUUCGCCUCCUCGCGCGCGGGAGAGAGAGAGUUUAUAGUAUAUGUAUAUGUAUAAUAACAUAUACGUGACUCUGAACAUUGUACGCGAGCGCGAUAUAUAUUGUGCAUACGAGUAUGUUAGAGGAAUGUUAGAGAGAAAGAGGCUUACAAUCAAAA